CUGGAGGCUCAGCCCUGCCGUCAGUUUCGGUAACAGCCACACGACGAGUACUACGGAAACAUACGUCGCCUUGAAAACGUUUUUAAGCAGCUUUUACAGCUACAUGAGUAGCGUUUUAGUACACGAACAAACACGGAGACUAUCCAGCCCAAACGUGGAGUUUUAUUAUUUGUCCUUCGUGAGGGAAACGAAGGGGGAGUAAGGGAUUUUGUCGCCGCCUGUGUCCUUCCUGUUCAGCCCUUUGUUUUUCACUGCUGUGCUCGAGCAGGCGACCAGUAGCGCCCCCGCGCGAGCCAAGAGAAAAGAGCUCGAGGAUAGGGAGCCAAACGAGCGGCCGAGCCGAUUGCCUCCCGAGCGACGUGGGUCCCCCCAGCUCUGUUGUCCGAUGCGGAGUGAGGAUGAGUCCCGCUCUGGAAGCCCUCAUGCAGGCGGACGGGACUCCUUAUCCCGGAAAAGGGGUGAUGCUUGAGCCAUUCGUGCACCAGGUGGGGGGCCACUCUUGUGUGCUGCGAUUUGGGGAGCAAACAAUAUGCAAGCCCCUCAUCCCCCGGGAGCACCAGUUCUACAAGAGCCUCCCCACAGAGAUGAGGAAGUUCACCCCUCAGUAUAAAGGUGUAGUGUCGGUCAGUUUCGAAGAGGAUGAGGAAGGGAACCUGUGCCUCAUCGCCUACCCCCUCCACAGCGAAUCAGGCGACCUGGAAAACAAAGAUCCCUCGGCAGACUGCGAGCCCAAGAGCAAGAUGCUAAAGUGGAGCAACAAGAAGCAGUCCUCUUUGCUUCUGGAGAACGACAACUACAGCAAAGACAGAGCUCGACACAGCCGCAAAGAAGACAAGAUCAUAAGUUACAAUCGUGAUGAGAUGCAGCAGCAGCAGCAGCAGCAGGCAGAGGUUCUCUACUUCAGCCUGGAAAAAGGCAACGUGGUGCCACAGAUCAAACACAACCCCUGGAGUCUCAAAUGUCACCAGCAGCACUUACAGAGGAUGAAGGAGAAUGCAAAGCACCGUAACCAAUACAAAUUUAUUCUGUUGGAGAAUCUGACGUGGCGCUACACAGUACCAUGUGUCUUAGACUUGAAGAUGGGAACUCGCCAACAUGGGGACGAUGCAUCAGAGGAGAAGAAAGCCAAUCAGAUUCGCAAGUGUCAACAGAGCACAUCCGCCUCUAUUGGAGUGCGUCUUUGUGGCAUGCAGGUGUACCAGUCAGACUCAGGCCAGCUGAUGUUCAUGAAUAAAUACCAUGGCCGUAAGCUCACCCUUGCAGGCUUCAAGGAGGCUCUCUACCAGUUCUUCCACGAUGGGCGCCGCCUACAGCGAGAGCUACUGUCCCCAGUGCUGCGCAGACUCCGUGAAAUGCAAGCUGCCCUGGGGGCCUGCGAGUCCUACCGCUUCUACUCCAGCUCCCUGCUCAUCAUCUACGAUGGAGACCCUCCCAGGACUCCCACUAGACCCAGACACCGUGGUGGGGAAGAAGGUGAUGAGGACGAGCCAUCUGAUGAAGAAGAGGAGGAGGAGGAGGAGGAGGAAGACGAGGAAGAGGAAGGGGCCUUUGGUUUCCCUCGUUCCUCCUCAGCAGGCAGCAGUGCUAGCGUGGCCGGAGGGAGCAGCAAUAGUGGCAGCAGUCGCUCCUCCCACAGCACAGGAGAGGCCAGCAGCCCAGCAGUGGACGUGCGCAUGAUUGACUUUGCUCACACCACCUGUCGGCACUAUGGAGAGGACAGUGUGGUGCACGAAGGCCAGGACAGUGGGUUCAUUUUUGGCCUCCAGAACCUGAUCACCAUCAUCUCCCAGCUGGAGGAUCACAGUACUGACUGAGGCUGGAUUGGAGCCAACAUGGUCUAAAUUUCAAGCAUGGGAAGAGCUUGCUGAGCUGAAACCCUGCUACUCCAAGGUGCAUCGCCCUUAUGCCUACGUGGGGGUCUGACCUUCCUCUGCUUGGAGGGAACCUCAGACACCUCGGGGUCAGGGGAGUCCGUGUGGUCGUUCUGCGCUCUCCCCCACCUGCCAGAGGACAGGGCUGCCUGUGCCCUUACUUGCACUUUUCUUUUUCUGGGACUGCUCCUUUUCUUUGUUAUACACGGUAGGAGAAAUGUUGUACGAGAUGGAGGUCUCUCAACAAACACAGGGACUCCUGUAGCAUCAUAGGACCCUCCCUCCCCCCUCUCCUCCUCUGGUACAGACAAGUUUCUUUAUUAAGUUCUCUCUGAGAGAGAAAGAGCGAGGCAGAGUUAACUGAAGCGUAGUUUUAGGAGCCUGAUGUGGUGCUUUACCUGUGAUAUGACAUAAGUUUUUGUUCUUUUUGUCGUUUUUUUGAUGAAGUUCGGACUCCCCAACAGCACAGCACAUUAUUAGUGGGGACGUUGACUGUACAAGCUGACCUUGGCUGGCUGGGUCAGCGGCCUUGUAGCAAUCGACAACAUAAGCUUCUGAGAAGGACAUUUUGUGUUUAUAUUGGUGUCCCUUAAGACCCUCUCAACAAACAUGGUUUGUGUGUCCACCGGGCACUUGGAUUUACACAUUUUGGUGGAAGAACAAGAUUUUUUAGGUCUAGAAGAAGGGAUCUGCCUUUUUUCAACAGUUGCUCACCCCUGUACUUUUUUGCCUAUAAACAAAAGACUUUUUUUGAAAAGGGUAAUAUCCUUGUUUCGUCACUGUCUUUGUUUUCGUCUGAUUUUUCUCUUCUUCAUUCCUGAAACUUUGACUAAACAAAGAGAAUAUAUUGAUUAAAAACACUAGCUACAAAGACUAUAUAGAGACUAUUUAUUUGAAAGGAUUGUUUAAAAACUAAAAAAAAAAUGGAAACAGCUACAUUCCAUAUUACCACUCUGUCUGUUCUGAUACCGACUUUGAUUUAUUUUAUUAUGGCAAGAGCUGAUGCGUCUCUUGUAAACCUGUGUGUUAACAGUGUCUUGAAAAAUAAAGGCAUUCAUUUGUGGUAAAA
Molecule: messenger RNA, 2940 nt
Organism: Epinephelus fuscoguttatus (brown-marbled grouper)
Lineage: Eukaryota; Metazoa; Chordata; Actinopteri; Perciformes; Serranidae
Gene: ip6k2b
Product: inositol hexakisphosphate kinase 2b
Exons: 5
Coding region: 399-1814 (471 amino acids)
Biological process (GO): phosphatidylinositol phosphate biosynthetic process; inositol phosphate biosynthetic process
Cellular component (GO): nucleus; cytoplasm
Molecular function (GO): inositol hexakisphosphate kinase activity
Source: RefSeq, a predicted model, not a curated record